AUGGCGCGUGGACGUAAUCACAAUCGUAAUCGAAAUCAACAGAAUCAAAGUACUCAGCAGCAGCUACAGCACCAGCACCAGAAGCCGAAACAUUUAAUUUAUCAACAACAGCAGCAACAGCACCCUCAGCUUUCAGGCUGCCAAAUGCAGCAAAUGCAAUCAACAAAUGCCUCCGAUGCACCUGUUGCCGUCAUCUAUCAAGAGGCUGGUAGCGGCAAUGAUGAAGCAGAGAUAGGCGGCAUUAAUGGUGGCAACCAACACAUUUCAGAUCAACCCCAUCAUACACCCUCCACAAAUGUGUCUGAAAGUUAUGGCCAUAAUAAUAAAAGUAAUAAUUAUGAAAACCAUGAUGAUGAUCGUUCUGACGGCCAUAGUAAUGAUGUUCCUGCCGCCAAUGUCAUCCCUUCCCCUGCCGAUAGUAGCGAUGGAAUUGCCAUUAAAACACACCUUGAAAUGAACGGCGACCCCUCUACCACUACCACUGCUACACACACUUAUCAAAUGACUAUGUCUAAUAAUAGCCAUACAGAUUUUAGCCAAAACAAAAUAAACACCACUGGCCAUAAUACUCUUCCUACUCAGCAACAAGACGCAAGUAAUUCAGCCAAAGAGCAUAUGCCUCCACUGCCCACGGAAAAUACUAAACAAGAAGAGAACAGCGGGAGAACAUCGUCAUCGCCAUCAUCAUCGUCAGCUCUUCAGCCAAGAGAAGAGUCUGAGCAUGAGAGAGAUGAGCAGAAUUUGAGUAAUAACAGCGGCCAUAGUGAGCAAUAUCGCAUUAAUCGUUCUCCGGUCAUCGAGCAUAGCGUUAGUAGUGUGAUCGCAGCACAAGUAACGCAGAAUAACGAUCAGCGUUUAGCGAACAAUCGUGAUGGUCAAUUGAAUCAGGUAACAACGGUAUGUGAUCAAAAUCGCGUUAAUCAAACAACAACAACAGCAACAACUUCGACAACAAUGGGUCAAAAAAAUACCAAAGGUGGUGAAAUGUCACCAUCGUCAAGUUCCGCUCAUUUACGGGAAUUUCGCGAAUCAUCGUUACCACCGCAAAACAACGGCAACAAUAAACAACAAUCACCCGGUUUGCCCACCAUAACCGUGUCAGAUUGUAGUACCGCCACCACCAAUACAACAACGCCAUUAUAUCCCCAGAAUACACCACGAGGAUAUUAUGAUCUUGAACAAAAUAAACAAGAGUUCAAUGAUCACAACAACAGCAAAACCUCUUAUGGCACCAACAAAGAAUCCGAGGGAGGCCCCAAUGGUGCAUCUUCGUUAUCAUCAGGUUCAACAUCAUCAUCAUAUCGUUCACCGUCACCAACGUCAAUGUACUCGCAAAUGCGUUAUAAUUAUGUGAAACUAGAAGAUGUACCCGAACAAGAGGAAGAAGAAUAUGAGGAAGAUGCCGACAACGAUGAUGACACUGAUGAGGGCAAUGAAACCGAUGAAGGUGCGGCAGCAAAAACACAACAGCAAAACAACAAAUUUACAGCAGCACAACAUCAUGUCGCCACUGCCAGCAACCUUGACAAUGAAUUUCAGCAACGUAAAAACUCAGCAUCGCUUAGUCCAGAUCGCCAGCGCUAUGCCCACAGCAUUGAUAUUAAUCACAGCAAUAAUAGUACGGAUUCUAAUUUAAGCACCAGCUAUCCCGAUUCGGGUAUGGGUGAAUCGAUUGCAUCGACAAAUGGGCGCAGUUCUACAACACCAACAAUGUCACACCAUAUGAAACACCAGCAACAACAACAAUACCACCACCAACAGCAUUUCAUACGAGAUGGCAGUUCCACCGAUUGUGAUGAAACUCUAACACAUUGUGAGGAGCUAAUUGAUUUUGUCGAUACAACAACAGAAUUUCUCGAUCCCAAUGAACGUUUGGUGUGCAUCGAAAGUAUUAGCCUACCAGAUGUUGUUGUCGAGUCAACAAACUCUUGUGGCAAUACUUCAUCAUCGUCGAAUCCCUCCUCCUCCUCGUCGUCGAAUAAUGCCACCUCAGAUUCAGCCUCAGGUGAAGAACGUGAUAUUAUUAAUAUUAAUGGCGCCACCGGUAAUGCCAUGGGCAAUGUUCAUUUCAUACCCAUACAUGUGGAGGGCAGUGGCAGUGGCGGUCGCACAUCGCCCAGGAAACAAAGUGUAGACGACAGUGUUGUUGGCAGUGGCAAGGCAACAAUUGAAAUAAUCGAAGAUGUCACCGAAUUGCACCCAUUCAACAAUAAGAAUGAUUUGAAAGCUGAACAUUUGAAGUAA
Messenger RNA from Musca vetustissima, 2244 nucleotides. RefSeq names its product transcription factor mef2A-like. Bases 1 to 2244 code for a protein of 747 amino acids. The transcript has a single exon. NCBI's taxonomy places the organism in Eukaryota, Metazoa, Arthropoda, Insecta, Diptera, Muscidae. The record is from RefSeq and is a predicted model, not a curated record.